AUGGCUUUUCGAUCACCCAGUGCGCUAAAUCUAGCCAGUCGUACCGUUCACGUCAAGAUAUAUCCAACCGUGAGAAGUUUUGCGGAGCGUCGAGAAGUCCUACGAGUGCUUGAGCAGUUCGGUGAGGUGGCCAUGUUCCGUUCAUUCAAGUAUCACCCUUCGAUGCCUGUUCCCAAUGCCUUCCUUACAUUAUUCAACACCGAAUCUGCAGCCACCAAAGCACUCAACCAGAGCCCAAUUCGCUACAGAUUGAUGCCCGUAUCUUCCGAACCAGACGCCCCGCCCCUUGACUCUACUGUCGAGGAGUCUGACGCCUCCAAGCAAAGCCCCGAGGACGAGAAGAUCUUCGAGCUACACGUCUCAACUACCACUUUCGACCAUGAUAAAUACCUCAAUAGCCCAGCUAGCAACCCACUACACGGCCCCUACCAACCCGUCAGCCCUGCAACGUCAUACAUUGCUUCGUCUUUGGAUGAAGUUAUACCCCCUUCGCUCUGGGCCCCUGGAUUGAAAGACUGGGAGACAGACGGCUUCCGCGUGACUGAUAGAGAAACCCCGGACUCUGAAGCCCUGUCACAGCAAGGAGAUCUCUCCUUAGAAGGGACCGGGAAAGCGUCUUCAAAUAGAAGGACAAGUAUCGAAUGGAAGGUUUCCCAGCGGGAACGGAAGAGACUGCAGAUGGCCAUACCUGAGAUCAUGAAAGGACUGAGACCUAUGAAGGAAGCAUAUGAGAAGAGACAACAAUCAAAUACGCAAGCUUCGCAGAACGGGUAG
Molecule: messenger RNA, 774 nt
Organism: Lachnellula hyalina
Lineage: Eukaryota; Fungi; Ascomycota; Leotiomycetes; Helotiales; Lachnaceae
Exons: 2
Coding region: 1-774 (257 amino acids)
Source: RefSeq, a predicted model, not a curated record